Messenger RNA from Ficedula albicollis (Collared flycatcher), 964 nucleotides. It is a transcript of the gene HDDC3, whose product is annotated as HD domain containing 3. NCBI's taxonomy places the organism in Eukaryota, Metazoa, Chordata, Aves, Passeriformes, Muscicapidae. The record is from RefSeq and is a predicted model, not a curated record. The transcript is spliced from 5 exons. Gene Ontology annotation, molecular function: guanosine-3',5'-bis(diphosphate) 3'-diphosphatase activity. The coding region runs from base 1 to 870 and encodes 289 amino acids.
AUGAGAACCAGGACUUGCAGGACAGGCUGGCUACUUCCAUCAACUCUGGAGUCAGCUGCUGAGCCCCCUGACCAGAACUCGGGCUCCAGCCACCAGCCCUGGCUAGCUUCACCUCUGCCGGGACCGGAGACCGGUGCUCGUGGCCCUGUCCGUGCCCUGCCCGCUGCACUCGCCUCCGUGACCCACCACCGCCUGCAGCGCAGCCCACCGGAGGCCACCUCGCUCCGGACCCGUCGGAACCUCGCUUCCCCCGCCGGGGCCGCUCCCCCGCCGGCCCCGCCCGUUCCUGGGCCAGUUCCUGGGCCUGGGGGGGGCUCCGAGGGGCCGGCAGUGGGUUCCGAGGUGGCGCGGCUGUUGGAGGCGGUGGACUUCGCCGCCAGGAAACACAAGGAGCAGCGGCGUCUGGAUCCCGAGGGCACCCCGUACAUCAACCACCCCAUCGGCGUCGCCAGGAUCCUGGCACACGAGGCCGGCGUGACGGACAUAGUGGUGCUGCAGGCCGCCCUCCUGCACGACACCGUGGAGGACACGGACACCACGUUCUCCGAGAUCGAGGAGCGGUUCGGCGCAGAGGUGCGGCGCGUGGUGGAGGAGGUGACGGACGACAAGAGCUUGCCCAAGAUGGAGCGGAAGCGGCUGCAGAUCGAGCGUGCUCCCGCCUGCAGCCGGCGCGCCAAGCUGGUCAAGCUGGCGGACAAGCUGCACAACCUGCGGGACCUGAACCGCUGCACCCCGCGAGGAUGGUCGGCGGAGCGCGUGCAGGAGUACUUCCGGUGGGCGGCGCGCGUGGUGUCGGGACUGCGCGGGACCAGCGCGGCCCUGGAGGGGGCGCUGCAGCGCCUGUUCGAGGAGCGCGGCGUGCUCACGUAACCGCCUCGGCCAAUAAACGUGCUCAGAGCUCGGCGUGCUUGGGUUGCUAUAGUACCGCGCGCUUCCGGCGCCGUCGCCGCCGAGUUCCGGCCGC